This is a messenger RNA of Dovyalis caffra, 162 nucleotides long. The record is from the annotation of a GenBank genome assembly. Lineage: Eukaryota; Viridiplantae; Streptophyta; Magnoliopsida; Malpighiales; Salicaceae.
AUGGAAACCUAUGUGUCAUGUCCGAUUUGGGGUACCGUAGGUAUGGCCCCUGGGAAACAAGAGGAGCAUGGCAUUCGUUUCCUUGUGGUUACCAUCCCCUCGCUCGAUGAGCCCUCGGCCUACUACCGGUUCCGCUAUCCAAAUCGUUCUCCGCACUCGACU